AUGAUAGUGCUUGGUAUCACACCAGAGAUUCGAAUUCAGAUAAAAGAACAACAAUUAGGCAAGAGGAUUAAAGCCUAUUGGAAAGCUCUAACGAGCGAAUUGGAGGAACUAGACUCAGAUAAUGAGAAUGAAUUGGAGGAACUGGACUUCGACAAUGAGAACGAUAUAUCUCGUAACAGCUCUAACGAACUUGAAAAUUGUAGCGAUUAUAUCAUUAAUUUUAGUAAAUCUAGUAGAUAUCAUUAUUUCGAUAAGUAG
Dentiscutata erythropus is the source of this 258-nucleotide messenger RNA. NCBI's taxonomy places the organism in Eukaryota, Fungi, Glomeromycota, Glomeromycetes, Diversisporales, Gigasporaceae. The record is from the annotation of a GenBank genome assembly.